GGAUUAUCCUUAGCCUAUCUCACCUCGCGGGCGUAUCUGUCUUGUUAAUUGUCAGCGCGACAAGGAGCCCGAGCUCGCUAGUCUCGGCGCUUGUCCACGGUAAGUCUUAGGCCUUAAAGUUGGGAAGGAGAGCGGGAGGUGAGGUUCUUUUGCAAAGCCUGGUGAACUCGCUUGGUGCACUUGUUGUUGUUGGUCCAUCAUAUAUCCUUAGGGGGAAGAGUAGAAGCCCUGCUACAUCGUUCUCUUGUUGUGGGGCUGGGGAGGAUGCCGAUGCCGCCAGGUGAUGAUCAUGGUGAUUCGUCUGUGGACUCGGAGGAGAUGCAGGCUCGCUUCUGUGAAGAAUGCAGGGAAGACAAGCCUCAUUUCUUCAAGAUCAUGACAAAUGGCUCUGCUAAGCGACUCAGGAUACCACCUUCAUUUUUAGAACAUAUUAAUGUAUCUUCUCAUCACGCCAUAUUGAAGGGGCCAAGUAAUAAUAUCUGGCGUGUGGAAAUAAAGCAAAUUUGUCAUGGCACGAUCUUCAGGAAAGGCUGGAAGAGGUUUCGUAGAGAUCAUUGCUUAGAAUUUGGUGAUUUUCUAGUUUUCAGAUAUGAUGGCAACAUGCAUUUUAGUGUUCAGAUAUUUGAUAGAUCUGCAUGUGAGAAAGAAAGUGCAUUUCAUGUGAAAAAUUCAAAAGGAAAUGUCCCACCCACAGAAUGUCAGGUUGGAUUUGAAAGUGGAAAAAACAUGCGAGCAGCAUACUGGGCAUCAGAACAUAAGAAAGGUUCAAAUGGUACUGUAGAAAAAUCAAAAGAACAAGCUGAACGCCCCCUUCGACGUGGUAUUAUUUCACAAAGGAGAGCUAUCACAGAUGAAGAAAAAGAAAGGGUACUUGCAGCUGCAAGUUCAUUUCGGUCAGAUAGGCCUUAUUGUAGAAUAGUUAUGGCGCCAUCUUAUGUUUAUUUUGGGUUUUUUAUGCAUCUUCCUACCAAGUUUAGAAACUAUCUUCCUUCCACUGCUAGUGAUUUGACUCUUUGGGACCCGAGUGGAAAACCAUGGCCUGUACGCUAUGUAUGUUCUUCCCUUUAUGGAGGACUAAGUGGAGGAUGGGUAAAAUUUACUCUUCACCAUAACAUUGAAGAGGGAGAUGUAUGCAUCUUUGAGCUUAUUAAAGAGAAGGAGUUGAAAGUGCAUAUUUUCCGAGUUGUAGAAGAAAUUGUUCCUCUACAGAGGAAGAGGAGCACCCGCAACCAUUGUUUCGUUAGUUGAUGCUUUUGCUAAGCCUUCCAAUGGUGUUGUUUCAUUUGAAAACUGCAUGUUAGUCUUCUAAAUUGUGGUACUUUCUUAUUGAUGUGAAAAUAAGCCAAUGAGUGAAGUCUGACUAGGCUUUUAUUAAUCAA
This is a messenger RNA of Nymphaea colorata (pocket water lily), 1379 nucleotides long. Its product is annotated as B3 domain-containing protein Os11g0197600-like. Gene Ontology annotation, molecular function: DNA binding. The coding region runs from base 265 to 1248 and encodes 327 amino acids. The record is from RefSeq and is a predicted model, not a curated record. NCBI's taxonomy places the organism in Eukaryota, Viridiplantae, Streptophyta, Magnoliopsida, Nymphaeales, Nymphaeaceae. The transcript is spliced from 4 exons.